Messenger RNA from Oreochromis aureus, 1796 nucleotides. Its product is annotated as macrophage mannose receptor 1-like. The record is from RefSeq and is a predicted model, not a curated record. The transcript is spliced from 5 exons. Lineage: Eukaryota; Metazoa; Chordata; Actinopteri; Cichliformes; Cichlidae. The coding region runs from base 103 to 1218 and encodes 371 amino acids.
AUCGGAUAGAGAAGAAAUUAUAACAUUUUGCAUCGAAGAAGUUCUGUUCAAAUCUUUGUUUCCUUGAGCAAUAAAACAUCACUUUCAUCUGUCAGCUCAAAGAUGCAGUGGAGUCUGUAUCUGCUUAUUCUGAUGGGUCAGUGUUGCUUCUUUACAUGCCGCCUGUAUGAGUACCACUUUAUUGCAGAAAACAAGAGCUGGUAUGAAGCACAGAGAUACUGCAGAGAGAAAUAUACAGACCUGGCCAAAGUGUUUGACAUGACAGACAUGAGCAGACUCCGUAACUCCACACAGAAUCAAGGAGAAGCCUGGAUUGGACUGAACAACAACACAGGUGGAAACAGGACGUGGCAUUGGUCUCUGCCAGGAGUGGAAUACAUUCAUAAUGACAGCAGCUGGGAUCUGAAUGGAAGAUAUGGUACUGAAAAGCCUGGAAACUGUGGGAGGAAAAGAUACGAUAACGGAGAUAAAAAGCUGGUAGAUGUUUCAUGUAACCAUACUAUGUGGUUCAUCUGCUAUGAUGAAAAGAAGAAAGACAAUAAAACAUUGUAUUUGAUAAGAACAUCUCAGAACUGGAAAGAGGGUCAGAGCUACUGCAGAUCAAUUUACACUGACUUGGCCAGUGGACUCAAUCAGGUAGAUGGAGAAGAAAUGAAGGACCUGUGUAUCAACUCUACCUUUAGCGCAUGGGUCGGUCUGUUCAGAGACAGCUGGAGGUGGUCAGAUGGGAGUGAUUUCUCUUUCAGAUACUGGGAUAUGGAGUUAUUCAAUGAUGAACAAAGCAACAAGACAUGUGCUAUGACUCUGUUAAACAGAUCAGGAAAAUGGAGCUCUGAUGAAUGUGACAGAGAAAAACCCUUCUUCUGUUAUGAUGAUAAAUUGAUCCUGAUCAAAGAAAACAAGACCUGGGAGGAGGCCUUGGAUUACUGCAGAAAGUAUCACAGGGUACUGGUCUCCAUCACUAACCAUUACCAACAGAGAUGGGCAGAGGUGAGAGCCAAGAAUGCCUCGAGUCCUUUUGUCUGGCUCGGCCUGCGCUACUCCUGCACUCUGGGUCUGUGGUUCUGGGUCAAUGACAAGCUGGUCUGCUAUGAGAAGUGGAGCAAAAAUGGUACGACUGAAGAGUGUGACGUGGCUGUGGGCAUGCAGAGUGGAGGACAGCAUGAGUGGUUCAGUCAGAGAGAAAAUCAGACAUAUAAUUUUUUUUGUUUGAAAUAAGACUUCAUUUAGACUCCAUUACAGGCUUCAUUCUGGAGUGAAUUUCUUUGAUUCUGUAGUUUUCUGCUGUGUGAGUUUUUGGUGAUGAGAAAAUUUAAACUAAAAGAAAAACAAAAUCUAUAGUUUUAACCUGCAGAAUAUUGAUCAAAUCUGAUCUUCACUGAAGUAAAUAUAGUUUUCUCAUUUUCCUCUUGACCAUCUGAUUCAGUGAUGCCAUAAAUACUUACUUUCGUCAUUACUGAUGCAUUUUUGAUUAUUACACUUUGGUUGUUGGAUGUCAGAAACAAAGUUUUGGUUUUUAUAUUUGUUUGUUUCUUUUUGAUCUUUGUGCACCUAUAAAAUGGUCUCAGUAAAAACAUCACUUGCAACAUCACUCUCCCACAGCUUUAACUAUAAAUGCUAUUCGUUAUAUUUAUAUACAAAAGGAUGAAUGAGUUCUUCUAGGUUUCAUUUUAAAUCUCCAACAGUUAUGAUCAUUAUAUAUUUGAUAUUCUGAUAACAGGAAGUGGUGCACAAGCUCAGACUAGAUGAAUGUAAAGGAAUUAAACUGUAAUUUAGGGAUUUUUUUGGAAACUUGU